GCUUUCAUUUAGGCUAUAUAUAUUUCUUAAAUAGGUUAAAGUCAUAGAGAUAUUUUUUUUCUAAACUUUUCAUAGUGGGAAUAGCAUUUCGCCCUGGAGCGGUGCGCAAUGCUUUCUCACGCCGACCUCCUGGAUGCUCGCCUCGGUGAGUUAUCAUCACCAAACUCCGGUCUUCAACUCUACUGGAUGAAGGAUGCAGCGGCGGAGCUGCUGGGCCACAGAGAGGCUCUGAAGUGCAGGCUCGGCGGUGGCGGUGGCGGCGGAGGAGGAGGACCUGACCCGGGACACUCCGCAGAGCUCGGCCCGGGUCCGGACGGCGUGGAGGGCACCACGAUGCUCCCCGGUGAUGACAUCAGCAGCGGCGGAGGAUCCAACAACCCGGUGCAGGCGAACAGCAAAGAUCAGGAGAAGCAGCAGCAGCAACAGCAACAAAAUAACAAUAACAACAACAACCCGAACCAGUCUGGAGGACAACAAGCGCAGAAACAGAAGCGGCACCGAACCCGCUUCACGCCCGCGCAGCUCAACGAGCUGGAGAGGAGCUUCGCCAAGACGCACUAUCCUGACAUCUUCAUGCGGGAGGAGCUGGCGCUGAGGAUCGGACUCACAGAGUCCAGAGUCCAGGUCUGGUUCCAGAACCGUCGCGCCAAAUGGAAGAAGCGCAAGAAGACCACCAAUGUGUUCCGCUCGCCGGGGACGCUGCUGCCGACGCACCACGGUCUGCCCCAGUUCCAGUCCGCCGCGGCGGCAGCGGCGGCCAUGGGCGACAGCCUCUGCUCUUUCCACGCCAACGACACCCGCUGGGCCACGGCGGGGAUGCCCGGCGUGUCUCAGCUGCAGCUGCCGCCGUCGCUGGGCCGCCAGCAGGCCAUGGCACAGUCUCUGUCCCAGUGCAGCCUCGGCGCGGGGCCUCCGCCGAACUCCAUGGGUCUGUCCAACAUGUCGUCCAACGGCUCCGGGCUGCAGUCCCACCUCUACCAGCCCACUUUCCCCGGGAUGGUUCAGGCCUCCUUAUCCGGCCCUUCCAACGUGACCGGCUCGCCUCAGCUGUGUAGCUCCCCGGACAGUGACAUGUGGAGAGGGACAAGCAUCGCGUCGCUGCGCCGCAAAGCGCUGGAGCACACAGUUUCCAUGAGUUUCACCUAGUGCGAAGAAGAGCAGAAGAGAUUUUUUUUCCCUUGUUUGUUGUUGUUUUUCCUCCUUCUGCAUUCGCUCCUUCUUACCUUGUCCAUCCGCCGGGAAAACUACACCCAGGAUACCUGUCCUCAUGAGCGCGCAGCGGCGCACCUGGCGCUACUUUUUCUCCCACAUCAAAGACACAAAGAGGGGAAAACUGAAGCUUGAGGGCUGCUUCUGCUAUGAGCUAUAAUUUAUAAUUUCGCAUGUAUAUGACGACUAUUUAUUUGUCCAUUUAAAUGAAUUCCUCGCCUUUGCUAUUUAUUUAUUAUUUUUUAUGUAUUUAUUUAUUUAUUUGGCCCUCGCUGUUGCUGUUGCAGGGCAGACUUUUUUGCUUAUUGGCGACUCGACGACUUAUGAAGACAAAAAAAAUGUCUUGUGGAUAUACUUUGAAACACAAAACUAUAUAGGUGACACCUUUUUUGUUUUUCUUUAUUUCUCAAACCUGCUGCACAGCAUGCAACUGUGAAGGGGCCAAAAAGACACAAAAGACACCUACGUUUAAAGAAAAAGAAAGAAAAGAAAAGAAUGAGCACAUGAGAGAUUCACCAGGAGAGAAGGGAAGAUGGAGGAGCCUGAAAGUGGGACUUGACUGCAUGUGCUGUCCAGGGGAGAAAAAAAUAAACGAUUAAAUAAAAAAAAAUAAUAAGGGAAAUUCUACAAACUAAGACAUGGAAACUGACUCUAACUAUAAUCUGUUAUAUAGGAUGUUUUGUGUAGGGGAAGCACUCUUGUUCCCAUUUGGUCAGUUUGUGAUACAUUCUGUUCCCAGGAUUAUGUCUGUGCUUAUUAUGAUUAUCAAAUAUGACUUUUCUUAAAUGUUUGAGCCAUUUUCUCUUUUUUUUGUUCCUUACAUGGACAUGUUUAUAUCAAUUAAGUGUAAAUGGUCAAAUAAAAAUCAUUUUCAAUUAUG
Messenger RNA from Solea solea (common sole), 2089 nucleotides. It is a transcript of the gene otpa, whose product is annotated as orthopedia homeobox a. Gene Ontology annotation, molecular function: DNA-binding transcription factor activity, RNA polymerase II-specific; DNA binding. The record is from RefSeq and is a predicted model, not a curated record. The transcript has 3 exons. Gene Ontology annotation, biological process: neuron differentiation; regulation of DNA-templated transcription. Lineage: Eukaryota; Metazoa; Chordata; Actinopteri; Pleuronectiformes; Soleidae. The coding region runs from base 109 to 1146 and encodes 345 amino acids.